Ceraceosorus bombacis is the source of this 1731-nucleotide messenger RNA. Lineage: Eukaryota; Fungi; Basidiomycota; Exobasidiomycetes; Ceraceosorales; Ceraceosoraceae. The record is from the annotation of a GenBank genome assembly.
AUGUCCAGCAGCGCACUCACCUCUGUGCGUCCAGGCGCAGGCGCAGGCGCAGACGCACAGGAAGACGCACGCCCCAUGCCCGCUGCCAGCUCUCUUGCUGAGCGCGAGGCUGAGCGAGCCGAUGCACCACCAGCCUCAGCCACGGCCCAUCUAACACCCCUCGAAUCAGCGCUGCAUCACCAGCUCUUUACUCGUCCACAACACCUCUCUUCUCGCGCCCAAUACCUCUCCUUCUGGUCCGCUCAAACCCAAACCUCCCCACAGCACAUCCCCACAUCGCCAAGCAGAUCAAAUCCCAACACAAACACAAACACAAACACCUCCUCUACGCCCAAAAGGCGAAGAGAGACGAGGGAAAAGUUUGGCAGGGAUAUUGUGGAUGAGGAGUUUUUGAGAGGGGCGAUCGAGGAACGUGUACGAAGGGUCGAAAGACUUGGACGCGUCUUGAAUGUCAGGAGGGACGUGUUGAAUGGGUGAGUGUGGGCUGUGUGGGGGGGCGCGGGCGUGCGGUGUGGUGUUGGGGGCAAAUGAGUGGCAAGGGAGAAGCUCAAGUGGCUCGAUCAAUGCCAAUCGACUUGCACGCUGAUGCUGACCGCCGCUCUCUCUCUCUCCCGCCCUUCUCUCCCUUCUCUCCCUUCUCUCCCCGUCCCGCACGCGCGCCCACCGCGCCAAGCUUAAACGAUGCGACGAUCCUGAGCAACGCGCUGGCGCAGAACAGCCAAGGAUCGCACGCUACAGACAACAGCGUGAUAGAUCCCAGCACCAACGCAUCGCUUUCGUUCACGUGAGUGCAAAGUGAGCGACAUUCCAAAUGCCUCCCCCCACAUCCCCUUUUGCUGACCUAACGCUUCCACCGCCCUUUCCUCCUCUUUCGCCCCCCCCUCCUCUUCACUCUCUCUUCCAUCGCGAUCGGUGCGCUUGACAAGACCCAAUUCGCACACUUCCAUGAGGGGAUUGUUGCAAGCGAGGGAUGCGAGAGCUUUGGAGUAUUUGCGCUCUUUGCGUGAUCUCAAAGAGGCGCAAGAUGAACGAGCAUCGCUUCGUCGAGAUAUAGCCGGUGCGUCGUCACAAUUCCAUCGACGCACACGCGGCGCAUGCAAAGGCGGCGCUCGUCACCUCGCUCGAGAAAAAAGUCUCCACGUCUCAAGUGCUCACAUCGUACCUACACCUCCCGUGCUCCCGCGCCAGUCAUUCGAUCACAAACAUCCACGCAACUGACGGACAUUUUGAGCAAUCCGGUAUCGGGCAGAAGAGCAGCUCGCAACGUGGCGGGAGAAGAGGGAGCGCGUAUUCGAAGGAUGGAAAAAGCUUUGCAGGAUGUGCUCAGCAAGCGAGAGAUGGUGCGGGGCGUUUUGCGCGUGAGUUUUUUUUUGGUUUUAUUGCUGUUGUGGCAAAAGGAGGGCGCGUGGACGAGAAGGCGGCGAAAAGAAAGAAAUCAAGAAAGAGCGCAUGCUGCAUGCUGCAUUGCUGCAUUGCUUGAUGCGGAUGGGGCCAGGCGUGCAAGAGAGAAAGCUGACGUCAGCUUCCUCCUUUCUCUGCUCGCUCCUGCCUUUACCCCGCCCGCACCGCACACAGGGACUCGUCUUGGAAUCCUCCAUCGAGUGGGGGUCGCAUGAACAGCUGAGCAAAAUCAUGCUCGGCAUGGGCGACGAGGGCGAGAGUUCGGGCGAAGAGGGGGAAGAGCAAGAUGUUGAUGAUGCGCUGGAUGAUCGAGGCGAGGAUGAGGAAUGA